CCGGAAACUGAUUCAACUUCAUCUUCAACCUCCGCUGCUGAAAGUGUCACCUUUCCAGUAGCGUUCAAUCACCCUCUUCCAAUCAAAUUAGACUCGAAUAACUGUCUUUUGUGGAAGCAUCAUGUUGAGUCUGUGAUUCGCGCGCACAAACUCGUUCGGUUCAGAGAGAAUUCGAAGACUUUAGAGCAAUUCAUCACAGAUGAAGAUGGAAAGGAGACUGUGAAUGAGGCUUACACUCACUGGGAUCAACAUGAUCAGAUGUUGUUCGUGUGGAUGCUUUCAUCUCUAUCUGAAACUCUGCAUGCUCGUAUUAUUCAUUGCCAGCGAUCGUAUGAACUCUGGAACACGAUUCACAAUUUCUUCCAAGCUAACAUCGUUGCUAGGGCAAGGCAGCUCAAAUCCGAACUCUAUAACACUGGAAAAGGGGAACGAUCCAUCUCAGAGUACCUGCUUAGAAUUCAGACACUUGUUAACAAUCUUAUUCUCGUAGGUGAACCGAUCUCUAAUAAAGAUCAUAGCAAUGUCAUACUCGAAGGAUUGCCACAAGAUUAUGAAGCUCUUGUGUCCUCUGUAACUUCUCGCAGCAUUCUCGAACCAGUUACCUUAGCUGAACUUGAGUCCUUGCUUCUAGCAAAAGAGAUGAGACUUAAGAAACAUCAUGACACUACUCAGCAAAGUAUAUUUUCUGCUAACGUUGCUCAAGUUGAUACUUCCUCUCAGAACAAUUCAUCUGAAAUCUCUAUUUCUGUUGAAAAUGCCUCUGCAAAUGUUUCUCAGUAUAAUAAUCCAAAUAGUGAUAAUCCUUACCGCGGACGUGGUCGCAGUGGCUAUCACAGAGGCAGGGGUGGUCGCUCUGGACGUAAUUCUAUCAUUUGUCAAGUCUGUGGAAAAUCAGGUCACCAUGCCUUGAUUUGCUACCAUAGAUACAAUCCUGCAUAUACCAAUCCAAACCCUAAUCCUUCUUCUCAAAACCCUAAUUAUCCAAAUCAAACAUCUGGACCUCCGCCCUACUCGAAUCCCAACUCACAAUCUCACUAUCCUCAAAAUCAUUAUACUCAUCAACCUAAACCAUAUACCUUUCAAUCUCAGUCUAUACAAUCAAAACCCAAUCAGUCAUGGAAUCAUCAGCCUACCAAUCCAUCUCCACCUCCUGAAACCUUCAACUGGGGACAUCAACAACCUUUUAAUACUCCACCAAUUGCAAACUAUGCCACUGCUAAUCAUUCUGUACUUGGUCCUAUUCCAUCUAAUCAACAUUGGUUUCCAGAUUCAGGAGCAACUCACCAUGUUACUGCAGAUCCACUGAAUUUCCAGCACAGUGAGCCUAUUGCCACAUCUGACAAGCUCUUCAUGGGCAAUGGACAAGGUUUCUAAACAAGUCUUGUUGCAUGGAAAACUUGGUGAAGAUGGCUUAUACAAGUUUCCUUUCAUUCCUCUUGGUCCAUGUCCAACUGUUGCAGUUCAUCCUCCAGCCUCUUUAAUGUCUACUAAUAAAUCUGUGCAUCCAAUGUCUUGUUUGUCAUCAUGUAAUAAGUCUCAGUCAUGUAAUUCUUCAAUUUCAUGUAAUCUUUGGCAUCUCAGAUUAGGUCAUCCUCAUCUUGAGGUACUUAAAUCUGUACUUAAACAUUGUAAUGUGUCUUCUAUAAAUCACAUUGAUGUUGAUUUCUGUUCUGCUUGC
Messenger RNA from Cuscuta europaea, 1678 nucleotides. The record is from the annotation of a GenBank genome assembly. NCBI's taxonomy places the organism in Eukaryota, Viridiplantae, Streptophyta, Magnoliopsida, Solanales, Convolvulaceae.